Molecule: messenger RNA, 9089 nt
Organism: Patella vulgata (common limpet)
Lineage: Eukaryota; Metazoa; Mollusca; Gastropoda; Patellidae
Product: patatin-like phospholipase domain-containing protein 7
Exons: 33
Coding region: 53-4093 (1346 amino acids)
Biological process (GO): phosphatidylcholine metabolic process
Cellular component (GO): endoplasmic reticulum
Molecular function (GO): phosphatidylcholine lysophospholipase A1 activity
Source: RefSeq, a predicted model, not a curated record
ACGUAAACAUGAUAAGGAAUAUAUUUUUAUUAAGACGCAAAAUUCAUCGACGAUGAAUAAUAAUUUAAGUGAACAAGUGCAUGAGCAUUUAUUGAGUUUUGAGCUCAGUAUGAGCUUUAUGAUAACUCUUAUUGUGUCUGCUGUUACAGUUAUUUUGUUUGUCUAUUUUGGAAUAAGGCGAUACAGACCAAGAGCACCACCAUGUCAGACAGAAGCACAAAGAAAAUACAGAUUCAGAAAAAGAGACAAAGUUUUAUUUUAUGGCAGAAAAAUUAUGAGAAAGAUGAAGAAUACGAUAGAUGGAAAUGGUCUUGGUAGAAAGAAGUCAAGUCACAGGCAGUUAGCUUUAAAAUUAAGAAAAUUUUUACAAAGGAAAAAAGAUCCUAGCCUCUCCUCUUUAAAAGUUAAAGAGCCACCUCAAUCUUUAUUAGAAGCUGAAAAUGAUGAAGAGGAAUUAGACCAAAGAUUACCCCCAGAAGUUCUUUACAUGUUAAGAAGUGUUAGAGUGUUUGGACAUUUGGAGAAGCCAUUUUUCUUGGAAUUAUGUAAAUAUAUGGAAAGUAUCAGUCUAAAAGCUGGUGGCCAUUUAUUUAAAGUUGGAAAUAAUGAUGACAGUAUUUAUGUGGUACAGAGUGGUAAAGUUAAUGUCUAUGUUACUGAAAAGCCUGGUACAGAAUAUUUAGUAAAAGAAGUCUUAAUAGGUGACAGUAUUCACAGUUUAUUGAGUAUUCUAGAUGUUCUCACGGGUCAUUCAGCACCUUAUAAAACAGUUUCAGCAAGAGCAGAAGUGGAUUCCAUUAUUCUCAGGUUACCAGCAGAAGCAUUUAGAUCAAUGUUUGAUACAUUUCCUGAAUCAUCUGUUAGAGUUGUACAGAUAAUUAUGAUUCGUCUACAAAGAGUUACAUUCUUGGCUCUACAUACCUACCUUGGACUCAGUAAUGAACUCAUCAGUUCUUCAAGUAAUACAGACCCUCGUAAAUCCAUUCGACAGUUAUCAACGCCCCAGAGUAGCCCUUUAAAAUCUCGGAGAUCUUCAACUUCUGCUGUGAGUAGUGCUGUAGAUGUCGAUCCUGCAGUGUUAGAUGAAUCAAAUAGAAAUAAAGUACCAUUAAAAGUGCCAGACUUUAAAUUAAAGAUGGCCGACGAUCAAGUUGACAGACAACCAUCUGAUUUUGAUACAGCGUGUAUGAGAGCUAGAGUUCAACAAGGAGAGAAUAAAAGUGUUAUUUUAACAGGCAGUCCAACAUCAAUUCAUAGACAAAUUUCUGAGGAUUCUUCAGUAUUUAUAAGACAGAAAAGUAAAAAAGAUUCCACAUCAGGUGGGGAAAACCAGUCGCCUGUCAGUGAACAUAUUAUCCUGGAAAAGGCACAAAAAGAUUUGACUGAACUGCUUGGUUUAAAGAAUAAAUCUUUAAUGGAUGGAAGAAUUCAUCUUGAACGUAUACGUGCUGGUCAAAAUCUAGAAACACAAGGCUCACAGGAUUCAAAUGUGGUAUUUGUUGUGAAUGGGAGAUUAAUAAUGUUACAAGCUAUAGUUGGAGAAGAUAAGAAAGAGGCAUCGCUAUUUACUGCUGGGAAGGGUGAACUAGUAGGAACGUUAGCUGUCUUGACAGGAGAACCAUCAUUCUUUACUAUACGAGCUGAUACAGACGUACUUGUUGCCAUCAUCACAAAGGCAGAUUUCUAUUUGAUUAUGAAAGAAGAACCAUUUAUAGUAUUAAAUGCAGCUCACACAACAGUUAAAAGAAUGACACCAUUUGUCAGACAGAUUGAUUUUGCUCUAGAUUGGCAGAGAAUAGAGGCUGGGAAGGCCUUAUUUAGACAAGGAGAUACUGCUGAUUGUGUAUAUAUUAUAUUAACUGGUAGAUUACGAACUGUUAUUACACUAGUUGGAGGUAAAAAAGAACUAGUUGGAGAAUAUGGUAGAGGUGAACUAGUUGGUAUUGUAGAAGUUUUAACACAAACAGAAAGAGCUACUACAGCAUUUGCUGUCAGAGAUACAGAAAUUGCCAAACUACCAUCUGAGUUAUUAAAUGUUAUCAAACGUAAAUAUCCACAGAUUGUUACACGCCUUAUUCAUUUACUAGGGGAGAGAAUUCUAGGAAAUUUACAAAGUCGGAAUACAGUUACUCUCGGUGAUUCCAUGCCUUUUACCCCAAAUCCUGCCACUCGUCCAACAGUAACUAAUUUAGCUACAGUUGCUGUACUACCUGUCUCAGAUGAUGUCCCAUUAACUAAUUUUACUCUAGAAUUACAACAUGCACUUAAUGGCAUAGGUUUAACAACAAGGUUAUCAAGUGACAUAGUUAAAACUAGGCUAGGUAGUCAAGCUUUAGACAGUGUAAAUGAGUUUCGAUUGUUUAGUUGGUUAAGUCAGCAAGAAGAUUUACAUCGUAUGGUAUUAUAUCAGUGUGAUGUAGGACAUAGUAAAUGGAAUAAAUAUUGUAUGAGACAAGCUGAUUGUAUCGUUAUUGUUGGUCUCGGUCAUAAGGAACCAACUGUUGGCAUUGUUGAAAAACAGUUAGAAAAUGUUGCUGUACGAGCACAGAAGGAGUUGGUGUUAUUACAUAAAGAAGAUGCCGAGACACCUAGACGUACUGUAGAAUGGCUUAAUUCACGUGGGUGGUGUUCAUCACAUCAUCACAUUCGAUGUCCUAAUCGUGUCUUUAGUAGAAAAUCUCCAGAAAAAACUAUUCAGAUGUAUGAGAAGUUAUUUGAGAAAGAACCUGACCGAUUAUCUGAUUUCUCCAGAUUGGCCAGAUUUCUAACAGGAACAUCUAUUGGUCUGGUUUUAGGAGGGGGAGGGGCCAGAGGGUUAGCACAUGUAGGUAUGAUUAAAGCUAUGAAUGAAGCAGGAAUACCGAUUGAUAUGGUUGGAGGGACUAGUAUGGGAUCUUUUAUAGGGGCUCUUUGGUGUGAGGAGAGGAAUUUAACCAGAUUCUUUCAAAGAGCACGAGAAUGGUCAUUUGAUAUGACAUCACUAUGGAAGAAAGUGUUUGAUCUGACCUACCCAGUUACUUCCAUGUUCACAGGUGGAGCAUUUAAUCGUAGUAUAGAAUCAGUAUUUAAAGAUAGACAAGUAGAAGAUUUAUGGAUACCAUAUUUUUGUGUGACAACAGAUAUAUCUAAUUCUACCAUGAGAAUUCACACUAGUGGUAGUUUAUGGAGAUAUGUAAGAUCAAGUAUGUCAUUAUCUGGAUAUUUUCCACCACUCUGUGAUCCUAUGGAUGGACAUCUAUUGUUAGAUGGUGGCUAUGUUAAUAAUUUACCAGCUGAUGUAAUGAGAACCAUGGGAGCUCAGACUAUAUUUGCUGUAGAUGUUGGUAGCCAUGAUGAAGCACCGUUAACUAAUUAUGGAGAUGAGUUAUCAGGGUGGUGGUUGUUGUGGAAAAGAUGGAAUCCUUGGUCUCAACCUGUUAAGGUACCAGAUAUGACAGAGAUACAAUCUAGAUUAGCUUAUGUAUCAUGUGUUAGACAGUUAGAAGUGGUUAAAAACAGUGAUUAUUGUGAAUAUAUUCGACCACCUAUAGAUAAAUAUGGAACACUACAAUUUGGUAGUUUUGAUGAUAUAGCGGAAGUAGGAUAUAACCAUGGUAGAACACUGUUUUCUGGCUGGAUUAAAGGUGGUAUUUUAGAAAAAUUAUUUCAGGAAAAAGAAAAAUCAAAAGAAAAACAAACUCGUCAUAAACCUAAAACAAAACAUGCUACUCAUGUACCAGUGAUGGCAUAUUUUACUGAUUUAGCAGAACUUGUAUCUAAAAUAGAUAAACCUAAAUCACCUAGUCCUAAAUUUGGUCUUGAUUAUAGUGAUAGUGAUGAAGAUGAAGAGAUUAUUGGAGGUGAUGAAAAUUAUCUAGGAUUAGAUGAAUAUGAGGAUGUGUUAGAAGAAGAUGAUGAUGAAUAUGAAGAUGAAGAUGAAUAUGAGGAUGAGGAGGAGUUAGAAGAGAAUACAGCUAUUGAGUCAAAUCCAAUAUAUUCUCAAGGUUCAAGCUCAAAUUCAGAACAUUCUGAAUCUAACCAUAAAAAGGACAGUAUGAAUAAGGAUAAAACAGAUGCUAGACAAAGAAAUAAUAUUAAGGACAGAACCGAUUAAGAGUACAUGUUUAUGAAUUGUAGCCUAUACACAAUACUUAUAUAAUUUUUGGAUCACCAUUAAAAAGAACUUACUUAGAGCUUGAAGUCUAUUAAACAUAACAAAAAUAAACAGGGCACAAAUUCUCCAUUCCAAAGUAGUAAUUGUGAGGAGUUGUGAUAACUUUUAAUCAAUUUUAGUCAUUUUGACCUACAUCAUUUUAAAUAUUUAAAAAAAUGAAAAACAUAUAGGAAUCAAAUCAUAUCCUUGACCCUACACUUAUUAUACUUACUGUUUAUUAAGAUUCUCUCAAGCGUUAGUCAAAAUAUUGCUGAGUAUCAUUGAAAUCUAAAUAUAAUGUAUACUGUGUUCCAUAGAAUUGUGUCCUGUGUAUUUACAGUUCAUUUACUCAAUGCAAUGCCAAUGAAACAAUGUACCAUGUAGCACAAUUUUUGAUAGCAAAAACAUCAAAUUUUACUUCUGAUAACAUUUAUUUGAAUGAUUUAAAGGGGAUGAGCAUUUUUGUGGGUUUUUAGCUAGUCUGUAUUUAUUUUAUUUAUUUUUUCAGCCUGACAUGGAUUGACUAUAAAGUUACAUUAAGGAUGUAUAAAUCACAUUGCAUGCAAAAAAAGUAGGGGAUAUUGAAAUGCAAAUACCUAUGCAGGUUGCGAUAUGAUAAAUAGCCAUGGACAUUUGACAUGCUUUGAGAGUCUGUUCACAAAUGAAGAACUUAUCGCCCCAACAGAACCACUGAGCUGCACAUGUGACACGCAAUAGCACCAUACACGUGGGAGGGGUUCAUUGUCAAAUUUGACACUUCAAGGAAGGGUUGAUGAAAACUGCUGCAUGCUGGUUUAUUUAUCCAUGUUUGCUUUCCUAUCAGUUCUUGCAUAAGAUUUACUGUUUAGUGUAUCUUUGCUUUAGUGUGUUACGUUUAAUUUGAUCGGGAGACGUGUUCGGCGACGUCAACGUCAACCGACAACACUGCAAGAGGAGUGGGUCAGAUUGCCCCAAAUCGUGAUUGGGCGGUUGAUUAGGAGCAUGCCACAACGAAUUGCUGAAUGUCUGAGGAUUGGUGGAGCAAUUACUCAUUAUUAAGACAAAAAUCAAAAACGUUCAUUUUCCCUUUUGACAGUGUAUAUCUUUGCAAGUGAAAUGUGGCCGUCAGAUAAGCCGCCCAUAUGAACUGUUUAUGUUCAUGUGUAGGCAAUUGGCCUGUUAUUAACAUACACUGGUUACCUCUAAUAAAAACAGCAGUGCAUUUCCACAGUUUUGUAUUGUUUCUGAAUAUCCCCUACUUUUUUUGAAGAGUAUAUAUGUUUAUUAAAAAUUUGUGAGGAGUCAUACAUGUUACAUUGGGCUCAAAUGCAAUUCAUGUGAAUAGAUUGUCCUAUAGAUAUAAAACCUCAAGAUCAACCCACUAGUGUGAGUUAGCCUUUACUUUAAAAAAGGUCAUUGGUUGGAUUUUCAAUGAGUCUUAAGUUAUUUUGAAAAGGCUAUAUACAUUGAAUUAAUUAAAUUUCCUUUCCUACUCUGGAGUGAGAAUCCACUGUCAGAAAAUGAUGAGUUACUGUAAGAUUAAAAUGAAGAAUACAAACCUGAUAUAAAUGUGGAUAAAUUGUACAUGUAUUCGGAGUACAUGUGUAUUGCUUUUUAUGAUGUAAACUUUGAUACUUCUCCAUAUAAAUCAGACCAAAAAGAUGUAAAUACCCCAGUUUUGACAUUCGGUCAGAUAUUCAUUUUUUAAUGCUAUAGCAUAUAAGGUUUUUUUGUUGUUGGUCUUUGUUUUCUUUAGAAUUAUUGAAUUACCCAAUCAUCUUCAAAACAGUAAAGUAUUUGAAAUUUUAAUGUGCUUGGACCUUAUUAAAUUAAUUUUUGUGAAUUAUUGUUAUUUAAGACAUCACCUCUUUGAUUUGAGUGAAUUGUUAUUAUUUAAGACAUCACCUCUUUGAUUUAAGUGAAUUGUUAUUACUUAAGACGUCACCUCUUUGAUUUGAGUGAAUUAUUAUUUAAGACAUCACCUCUUUGAUUUGAGUGAAUUGUUAUUAUUUUUUUAAAAAGAUAUCACUUUUGAUAAACCUACAUUGAAAUGUGGUCUAUAUUGUUGUCACCCUCAUCUGUCCGGAGUCCAAAAUUGCUUUUCAAUGCUCUAGAGGUUAAAAUUAUCAUCCAAUCGUCUUGUCUUUAAAUUUAUACACAGUGUUCAAGGUCUUGAGACGAAAAAUCCUAUUGAUUUGCGAUAAUUAUUGCCAGAAUCUUGGCCCAUGAUCAUUUGUUGACCCUCUAAGAGACCAAAAUUGAAAGCAAAAAAAUCUUAAUGAUAAUUACAUAAUGGGUUGUUACUCUUAAUUAGUUUUAGUGCCUUGUAAAUGCUUUCAUUACCAUCAAAAUAAAUAAUAUGCGACAACUCUUGUGGAUUGCUCAGAUGACUUACCUGUUGUAGGCAUAUGUUUCAUUGCCUAGCCACCUAUUUUUUGAUUUGGACCGAAUUCAUGUUUUUUCUUUUCUUUUUUUUUUUAUGUAUUGUACAUAUUUUGUUAAUGAGAGCCAGUGUAAGUCAGCUGCAUAUUUGCCAAUUAUCUACUAUCCUCUUAUCAUAAGUAAAAUAGGCUCUAGGACAAUUCGUCCCCGGACAAUUCACAUCAGGACUAUUAGUCCCAUAGGAAUAUUCGUCCCCAUGGACAAUCUGUCCCCGGACUAUUCGUCCCCUACGAUAAAUCGUCCCCUAGGAUAAUUCCCACCUAGGACAGUUUGUCCCUGAACAACAAUCGGUAGUUCCAUUAUCAAAAACUGAAUUAAUCUUUACUUUUUAUCCUAAAUCCCAGUUUUGAUGCUAGUUUUACAUUGUUUUACAUUUAGUAUUAAAUCUAGGCCAACUUUAUGGUUCAUGAAGUUUUUUUGGGCUAAUUGAUAUGCAUGUAGUAAUCAGCUAUGAUCAGUGACACAUUUUUAUGAGUUAGAGAAUCUAUUUAUCCCUUUACUAUGGGUAUUGUCCAUUGUCAAUACUGCACUUGACUUAUAAUCAAUAUGCAUUAUUAUGUAUGAUAAAUCGAUGUAGACCAGACAUCAGUUAGUUUCAAUUUCUUUAGAAUUCGCUGUUGAUCAUAAUUAGGGGACGAAUAGACCUAGGGGACGAAUUGUCUUUGGGGACAAAUUACCCAGGGACGAAUAGUCCUAGGGGACUAAUUAUCCAGGGACAAAUUGUCUGGGGAUGAAUAGUCCUAGGGGAUGAAUAGUCCUAGGGAACGAGUUGUCAGGGGACAAAUUGUCCCGUACCUGUAAAAUAUAGCUUAAAUGUUUACAAUUUGAGGAUAGAUGUAAAUAUGAUAAUAAUGGGAGCUCUUGUUUACAUGCAUGUAUGAUAUUUUUUAUUAUUUUGUAUUUUAUAUAUAUAUCUGUGAUGUUAUUAAACAAUGCAAUUAUUGUUGUCAGGGUUUUAAACCAUUUCUUGGUUUAUAAAGAUGGGCAUGUUAUGUUUAUGAUUUAACCAAAGUGCUUGAAUUUAUAACUACUAAUAUAGUACAUGUAUAUAGAUCUGAAAUACAUUUAAUGUUUCAAACUUCUUUAUUUAGUACAUUUCAAAUUUUAACUUUGAACUGUGAAAUGUAUUUUAGUCAAUUUUCUAGUGCUAAAUGUCAUUCAAAACAAAUGCUAUUUAUGUAUAUAAAUAAGAGUACACUUAUGUAGUGUCUUCAAGUAUAUAAUCUUCCCACAGCCAAACCAUUCUCUCCUACCAUGGCCCGUUUGAAUACCAUGACAUACAGGGUUCUGCAUUAAAGGGACAUGAAACUCUAUUGGUUCAGUUCCAACAAGUCUAUAAUUUUAAUUGAUUGAGAAUUAUCUGAGCCGAAAACAUUUUUAGAAAAUAGCUUUUUUAGCUGCACUCAGCGUACAGCUAGGCUAUAUGCAGGCAGUUAACACUGUGAAAAACCACAUAACUGAUAGCAGUAUAAGUUCUGUGCAUGAAAACAUUCACCUCUACUAAGGUAUAAUUCUGAUCAAUUUGAAAAGUACAUGCAUGGGUACAUUACUCAAGCAUCUUCAAGGUACUACUAAUUAGAAUUCCCAACACUGGUUUUUUUUACUGUUGUUAUUUAUUAAUGGGAAAACUCCCCAAAUAAUUACUUUACAAAUAUGCUCCAUUAUAGGCCUAUGAGCAGUAUUACAUAAUACAGCUUAGAAAAAGUUGAAAAUGAAUAGAUAAUUGUUACAUGUUAAAUAUUUCAUUCUAUAACAAACAAUCAUGAAGAGUUAAAAUAAAAAAAUUAUUGAAUUCCUGAAGUAAGACCCCACCCAUUUGGUAGACUUAGUAAUGUAUAAUGCAUGUACUAUACUUUUUAUAAUGAUAUGAAACAGAGGCAAUAAGAAAGUAGAUAAUUUAUUGCAUAGGAAUUGUUUUUGUUGCCAAUUUUCUUCCUUUUUUAAAAUAUUGUAUAUUAUCAGUAUUGAAUUUGUUUGUAAUCAUUUUAUCAGAUAAAAUAUGCAAAUUUUACAAUGGAAAUUUUAUUGUGUGUAGAAUGGGAGAGUCUCCUUGUGGGAACUGGCAGCUUCUCAACUUAAUGUACAAAAAUUAAAAUGUCAGUGGCUCUAAUGAAAAAUGACCACUUAGAAAUCUUAGAAAUUUGCAUCUACCAAGACCACAAAUCAAUAAAUGUUAACACAAAGAUCCAAAGUCUGUUGAUCCACAGAAAUGCUUACAAUGAAAAUAGGUCUAGAUAUUUGAUCAGUGGCAUGUCAUCGAAAUAACGUUGAACAAACAUAUGAAACAUUGCUGCCAUUUCAGACUCACUCUUUGGACUUCUAAAGAUAGGGACACACAGUUAUAAAUAUAAAUCUGUCAAUUAUGUGGUUAUAAAAGUGUAAAUGUGAUGAUAAUCCCGGAAUUUUUUACUGGACUAUCUGUCCAUUUGUUUUGGUCACUACUUCAAAAGGUUCCUUCACACAUAAUAGAGAGAGAGAGAAAUGGGGUUUAAUGUCCACUCGAUACAAACUAGGUCAUUUCGGGACUAACAUGGUU